AUGGCCAUGUUCUUCCCAGAGGUGGACACAACGGCCCACGUUACGGCGUUUCUCAAAUCAGACCAGCAUGAGGCGUUCAGGAACUCUGCCCUAUUUGAUCCCCGAGAACGAAGCAAGUCUCGGCCCGAUCGAAGAAGCAGAACAAGCUACAAGUACCGUGACCUGAAGUUCUGGACAGAGUGGAAGGCUGUUUUGGAGAAGGACCGCCACUUUUCGGAUAUUUACCCGUUCGACUGGAGCCUUGCCAUCCGCCCCAUCAUUGCCAAAUUAUAUCGAGCAGGAGUCAUGGCCCCCGCACAUCUGGAAAAUGACGGCCGAAUAGUCCCAGGCGUAGCCACGGCAAACACUGAGCCUCAUCGCCCAGACAAGCUGGACCUCUUCAUCAACUAUGACGACCCUCGAAGAACUAUUUCCGAUAACUUACUGCCCAUUGCCGAAGAUUUCGCAGAGAAGCACCAGAAUGCUCGAUUCGCACUUCUUCGGAUCUGGACAGCGCCGCACUUUUACCCACUCAUGCUAGGGAUGGGGAAUAGGCAGGCAACCAGCUUCCAGGAUAGCGUCUCCCGACCCUGGGAGUGGAAGUUUUUGCCCAAGGACAUGCCGGGCAGCGAGCUGAGCAUGCAUAACACCACUGCAAAGGCUCUGGAAAAUGUCAAGGAGAGGCUUGAAGAUCGGAUAGCGUAUAGGGGCGAUUUGAUCCUUGUUAUGGCGGAGGGUGUGGCUGAGCUGUUGAAGAAUUGCACGGCUGCGACGUUUGCGGUGCAGACGAGGCCGUGGUUGAGGGAGAUUGAUCUGUGGAAGAGUUUUAUUAAUGUUGAUUUGGAUUUGUUGAGGGAGUUGGAUCCUGUGUGGUUGGAUUGA
Messenger RNA from Trichoderma harzianum CBS 226.95, 861 nucleotides. RefSeq lists its product as hypothetical. Bases 1 to 861 code for a protein of 286 amino acids. The transcript has 3 exons. The record is from RefSeq and is a predicted model, not a curated record. NCBI's taxonomy places the organism in Eukaryota, Fungi, Ascomycota, Sordariomycetes, Hypocreales, Hypocreaceae.